GCUCGGCCGCUCUCGGCUAUUUUCGUUGUUGCUGGCUUUUUCAGGGGCUGCUCGCUCGCAGCCAGAGAAGCUGCUUUUUUUUCCGGGUUCGGAGCCGUUCCGGAUGCUUUAGGCUGCCGGAUGUCUGAUCUCCGAAUAACUGAGGCGUUUCUGUACAUGGAUUAUCUGUGUUUUAGAGCACUUUGCUGCAAGGGACCACCACCUGCACGACCUGAGUAUGACCUGGUUUGCAUAGGCCUCACAGGUUCUGGCAAGACCAGUCUGUUGUCAAAGCUCUGCAGUGAAAGUCCCGAGAACGUCGUGUCGACCACAGGUUUCAGUAUAAAAGCAGUGCCCUUCCAGAAUGCCAUCUUGAAUGUAAAGGAACUUGGAGGGGCUGAUAAUAUCCGGAAAUAUUGGAGCCGCUACUACCAAGGAUCUCAAGGGGUAAUAUUUGUAUUAGACAGUGCCUCUUCAGAAGAUGAUUUAGAAACUGCUAGGAAUGAACUGCACUCAGCUCUCCAGCACCCACAGUUAUGCACUUUACCCUUUUUAAUAUUGGCCAAUCAUCAAGACAAGCCAGCUGCUCGAUCAGUCCAAGAGGUCAAAAAAUAUUUUGAACUUGAACCACUUGCACGUGGAAAACGCUGGAUUCUGCAGCCCUGCUCUCUGGAUGACAUGGAUGCACUAAAAGACAGCUUCUCUCAGCUGAUAAAUUUGUUAGAAGAAAAAGACCAUGAAGCUGUAAGAAUGUGAAAUCUGGCAAAGAACACGGGUUCCCAAAGGCCUUGAACCUAUCGUGUAGGAAACUCUGCAAGAGAUCAGGCAGGUCGAAAGGUACAAGUGGUGAGAUUUUACAACCAGUGAAGUUACAGAAUGGCUACAACAGCAACUGGGAAGCCUGUCCUCACCUGGUCAUGGAGCCCUUCUAGACCAGGUAAUCUCUGUGUUUACAGAGACCUCCAUAGUCUCUGUCUUUUGUCAUUCAGCUGGUCAUUCAUUUAUAUAUUCACUCAAACAUUAAAUGUAGAUUAUGUGCAAGGCAUUGAGCUACAUGUACAGAGAAAGUUAAAAACCAAUUAAAAAUAUAACCUGAUAAAUCACUCAAGACUACAUACUUGUUAUUUAAUUUUAUGUUUAUUUCUAAAGAAGUCGCUCAUUCUUUCUAGUACUUUCUGUGUCAUCAUUAGCUUAAAAAUCACACAAAGGCAGUGCUGUGUCUUCUGUUGCCUUUUUAAAUCUUUACAGCACUUAAUACAGGAUAUUUCAUGAAUAUUGCUGACUGGCUAACAACUUCAAGUAGGAGACGUGGGUUUCAAGCCUAGCACAUUUUUUUCGUAAGGCUGGGAGUGCAUAAAGAUGAGCUUUGUCACGAAUGAUUGUAAAAGUGAUACACGUUCAUCGUGGAAAAUGCAAAGAUUAUUUAAAGGAGAAAAUAGAAAAUAACUAAUCCCCAAAAGAAUCACAUUAAUUGUGAUGUCUGUCCUUUUCAUCUCUUUUCAUAUGUAAUGUUACAAAACUGGGGUCAUACUAUGCCUACUGGUUUAGGACAUGCUUUUGUUAUUACUAAUAUAUUAGGAGCAUUUUUCCAUGUCAUUGGAUAUCUUCCUAAAACAUUUUUAAUGGCUUCCCAGCACUUAUCUAACUCAUUCCCUGUUGUUUAUUUGGAUUUCUGUUUUAAAUGUCUCCGUAGGGGUGCCUGGGUGGCUCAGUUGGUUAAGCAUCCAACUCUUGAUAUCCGCUCGGGUCUUGCAUGAUCUCACAGUUCAUGAGAUCAAGCUCCAUGUCAGGCUCCGUGCUGACAGCAUGGAGCCCACUUGGGUUUCUCUCUCUGCCUCUCUGUCUCUCAAAUAAUAAAAAUAAACUUGCAGAAAAUAAAUGUCUUCAUAGAAGAAUAUUUAUGCACAUUUCUUGAUGAUUUCCAUAGAAUGAAUACAUACAAUUACAGGUUUUGAAGUGGAAUUACAGGGUCAAAAGGCAUAAGCGCUUUUUAAGGUUUUUAAAACAUGUUCAACAAUUGCCCUCCCAAGCUGUACCAAUUUACAACUCCCACCAGUGACCAGAGGCCAAUUCCUAUGAGCCCAGUACCUUGUGGACCUGGGCAAUUGAAUGACUUUAUCCUGAUUUAAUAUUAGAAAAUAAAAUCUUGGGGCGCCUGGGUGGCUCAGCCGGUUAAGCGGCCGACUUCGGCUCAGGUCAUGAUCUCGCGGUCCGUGAGUUUGAGCCCCACGUCCGGCUCUGUGCUGACAGCUCAGAGCCUGGAGCCUGUUUCAGAUUCUGUGUCUCCCUCUCUCUGACCCUCCCCCCUUCAUGCUCUGUCUCUCUCUGUCUCAAAAAUAAAAUAAAACGUUAAAAAAAAUUUUUUUUAAAGAAAAAAUAAAUAAAAUCUUAUUUAAUUUGCCUUUGUGGUAACUUGAUCUUAGCUAGACUUUAAACAAAGAGAACAGCUUUGGUCAGUCACCUUCUGGAGAAGUGACCAUGUUUAAUUCUGUAUGCUGAAUUGCUUAACUCAAACACUUCCCAUUUGCUCCUUACAUGAUGUUGACCACAGGGUAGAUACACAACAUCCAUUGCACAGUUGACCCUUGAACAACCCAGAGGUUAGUGGUACCAACCGCUUCACAGUCGAAACUUCGAAACUUCAUGUUCAACUUUUGAGUCCCCCAAAAAUGUAACUAUUAAUAGCCUAGCAUUGGCCGGAAGCCUUACCCAUAACAUAAGCUUUUGUAUGUUACAUGUAUUGUAUUUUGUAUGUUAUAUGUAUUACAAACUAUCCUUACAAUAGAGAAAGCUUGAGAAAUUUGUAUAUGUAAUAUAAACUGUAUUCUUAAAGUAAGCUAGAGAAAAAAAUGUUAUUAAAAUCAUAAGGGGUGCCUGGGUGGCUCAGCUGGUUAAGUACCUGACUUUUGAUUUUGGCUCAGUUCAUGCCUCACGGUUCAUGAUCUAGAGCCCUGCAUCUGAUAGUGUGGAGCCUGCUUGAGAUUCUCUCUCUUCCUCUCUCUCUGCCCCUCCCUCACUCACUCAAGUGCUCACUCUCAAACUAUAAAGAAGAAAAAUACAUUUACAGUAUUGUACAGUAUCAUACAUGUAAAAUCCAUGUAUCAGUGGACCCUCACAGUUCAAGUUCAUGUGGUCCAAGGGUCAACCAUAUAUGUUUUUGUGGAGAGGAAAGAUUUAUAAGUAAACACCAUGCACUUGUGAUGAGUCCACUGUAUAGACAGUAAUUAUGGAAGGAGGGGAGGAAGAAAAGACAUAGUUGAGGCACAAAGGAGGCAAGGAUUAUAUGUGCUACUCUCUUGCCCAGAAAGAAUGAAAAUACAAAUGGAAAGGUAAGUUGAGGUCAGAUUGGGGAGAGCCUUGAAUGCCAAGAUAAAGAACUUGGAUGAAACGUAGUGGUCAGUGGGGAGCCAAUGAAUAUUUUUAAGAAGAGUAGUAUAAUCAAAACGGUUAUUUACGAAAAGUAACCUGGGACGGGGCUGGGUGGGAAGAGGGGAGCUCUAGGGUG
Molecule: messenger RNA, 3484 nt
Organism: Panthera uncia (snow leopard)
Lineage: Eukaryota; Metazoa; Chordata; Mammalia; Carnivora; Felidae
Gene: ARL15
Product: ADP ribosylation factor like GTPase 15
Exons: 6
Coding region: 121-735 (204 amino acids)
Molecular function (GO): GTPase activity; GTP binding
Source: RefSeq, a predicted model, not a curated record